ACUAAGCCACACAGUUCAUUCUAAACAGCAACUCUUCGUUCUUCAUUUUCUUUUUUCUUUUUCUCUCUAGUUUCUUUGAUUUUUCUUGGAAUUUAGAGUGAUGGCCGGAAAAGGAGAAGGACCGGCGAUCGGUAUAGAUCUCGGCACGACUUACUCUUGCGUUGGAGUAUGGCAACAUGACCGAGUUGAAAUCAUCGCCAACGACCAAGGCAACCGUACGACGCCGUCCUACGUUGCUUUCACCGAUUCCGAGCGUUUAAUCGGUGAUGCCGCUAAGAACCAAGUCGCCAUGAAUCCGAUCAACACCGUCUUCGAUGCUAAGCGAUUAAUCGGCAGAAGAUAUAGCGAUUCGUCGGUUCAAAGCGAUAUGAAGCUUUGGCCUUUUAAGGUAAUCGCCGGUCCUGGUGAUAAGCCCAUGAUUGUUGUUACUUACAAGGGCGAGGAAAAACAAUUUGCUGCCGAGGAAAUCUCAUCUAUGGUUUUAAUCAAGAUGCGUGAAAUCGCCGAGGCUUAUCUCGGAGCGACGAUUAAGAACGCUGUCGUUACUGUCCCAGCUUAUUUCAAUGACUCCCAAAGGCAAGCUACCAAAGAUGCCGGAGUCAUUGCUGGUCUUAACGUUAUGCGAAUUAUCAACGAGCCAACAGCCGCCGCCAUUGCUUACGGUCUUGACAAGAAAGCCACCAGUGUUGGUGAAAAGAAUGUGUUGAUUUUCGAUUUGGGUGGUGGUACUUUUGAUGUUUCAUUGCUUACUAUUGAAGAAGGUAUCUUUGAAGUUAAGGCCACUGCUGGUGAUACACAUUUGGGUGGUGAGGAUUUUGAUAAUAGGAUGGUUAACCAUUUCGUUCAAGAAUUUAAGAGGAAGAAUAAGAAGGAUAUUAGUGGGAACCCCAGAGCAUUGAGGAGGUUGAGGACUGCUUGUGAGAGAGCAAAGAGGACUCUUUCAUCGACUGCUCAAACUACCAUCGAGAUCGAUUCAUUGUACGAGGGUAUUGACUUUUACACCACGAUAACUCGUGCAAGGUUUGAGGAGCUUAACAUGGAUCUUUUUAGGAAGUGUAUGGAGCCAGUUGAGAAGUGUUUGAGGGAUGCUAAGAUGGAUAAGAGCAGUGUCCAUGAUGUUGUUCUUGUUGGUGGUUCCACUCGUAUUCCUAAAGUGCAGCAGUUGUUGCAAGACUUCUUCAACGGGAAGGAGCUCUGCAAGAGCAUUAAUCCUGAUGAGGCCGUUGCUUAUGGUGCUGCGGUUCAGGCUGCUAUCUUGAGUGGUGAAGGAAAUGAGAAGGUUCAGGAUCUAUUGCUUUUGGAUGUCACUCCUUUGUCCCUUGGACUCGAAACUGCUGGUGGUGUUAUGACUGUUUUGAUUCCGAGAAACACUACCAUUCCCACCAAGAAGGAGCAGGUGUUUUCAACUUACUCUGAUAACCAACCCGGUGUCUUGAUCCAAGUUUAUGAGGGUGAGAGAGCUCGAACCCGGGACAAUAAUUUGUUGGGUAAAUUCGAGCUCUCUGGCAUUCCACCAGCACCCAGAGGCGUUCCCCAAAUUACAGUUUGCUUCGACAUUGAUGCUAAUGGCAUCUUGAAUGUCUCUGCCGAGGACAAGACUACUGGCCAGAAGAACAAGAUUACCAUAACAAAUGAUAAGGGUCGGUUGUCGAAGGAAGAAAUCGAGAAGAUGGUUCAAGAAGCCGAGAAGUACAAGUCCGAGGAUGAGGAGCACAAGAAGAAGGUUGAAGCCAAGAAUUCAUUGGAGAACUAUGCCUACAACAUGAGGAAUACUAUCAAGGAUGAGAAGAUUGGUUCAAAGCUUGACCCGGCUGACAAGAAGAAGAUUGAAGAUGCCAUUGAUGGAGCAAUCCAAUGGUUGGAUGGCAACCAGCUAGCCGAGGCUGAUGAAUUCGAGGAUAAGAUGAAGGAGCUCGAGAGCAUCUGCAAUCCUAUCAUUGCCAAGAUGUACCAAGGUGCAGGGGCUGACAUGGGUGGUGGCAUGGACGAGGAUGCCCCACCUACCGGUGGCAGCGGUGCUGGACCUAAGAUAGAAGAAGUCGACUAAAUCAAAUAUUAAGAUAGUAUUUUGCCGAUGUUUAACAGCUUCUGCUGGUGCUAUAUUUUAUGUUUUCAGCAACCUAUGUUUUGAUGUAUUGAAAAAUCUGGUUUAUUUUUGGGAACAUUACCAUCUUAGGUAACUAAUGUUCCCCGUUUUAAGAAUUAUAUCAACUUCUCUAUAUUAAUGUUUAGUUUUAUCUUCA
Gossypium raimondii (Peruvian cotton) is the source of this 2243-nucleotide messenger RNA. RefSeq names its product heat shock 70 kDa protein 4. NCBI's taxonomy places the organism in Eukaryota, Viridiplantae, Streptophyta, Magnoliopsida, Malvales, Malvaceae. The transcript has 2 exons. Gene Ontology annotation, molecular function: misfolded protein binding; heat shock protein binding; ATP binding. Gene Ontology annotation, cellular component: cytoplasm. Gene Ontology annotation, biological process: protein refolding; cellular response to unfolded protein. The coding region runs from base 101 to 2047 and encodes 648 amino acids. The record is from RefSeq and is a predicted model, not a curated record.